Molecule: messenger RNA, 1401 nt
Organism: Trichoderma reesei QM6a
Lineage: Eukaryota; Fungi; Ascomycota; Sordariomycetes; Hypocreales; Hypocreaceae
Exons: 2
Biological process (GO): protein polyubiquitination; positive regulation of proteasomal ubiquitin-dependent protein catabolic process; ubiquitin-dependent protein catabolic process
Cellular component (GO): cytoplasm; ubiquitin ligase complex
Molecular function (GO): ubiquitin conjugating enzyme binding; zinc ion binding; ubiquitin protein ligase activity
Source: RefSeq, a predicted model, not a curated record
AUGGAUUCGACGCCCGAUGACGACGACGCUCGCGCCACGGAGCUGGAAACCCUCGAGGCCAUUUACCCCGAGCUUCGCCGCACUGAUGGCGCCAGAUACGUCUUUGACCUCGAGCUGCCCGUCGAACCGGCUGCUCCCGUAACAGUCACCUUUCCUGCGGCCGCUCUGUCUGAUCAGGCUCUCAACGGCCCCGCGUCUACGGCGCCGGCUCCGGAAGACUCUUUGCAGGUCUCUCACUUGCCUCCUCUUGCUUUACACAUUACUUUACCAGACGGCUAUCCCGCAAAAUGCCCGCCUUUGGUUCAGAUCUCAACCGCUCCUCCGUGGCUCUCGGCAGACAGGCUUUCUCAACUGGCCGAUGAAGCAUCUAGGCUGUGGGAAGAGAUGGGACGGGACUUGGUGGCCUACACUUACAUCGACCACCUCCAGCAGGCUGCUGACAACGUGUUUGGGGCCUUUACCGCCGAGGGCACUCUUCAGGUGGACCCGGAGCAUAAGCUUGCUGUGCUGGACUACGAUAUCAAAGCCAAGAAGGCGGCGUUUGAUAAGGAGACGUUUGACUGUGGCAUAUGCUUAGAUCCAAAGAAAGGGUCAAAGUGUCAUAAGAUGCUUGACUGCGGUCACAUCUUCUGCCUGCAAUGUCUCCAAGACUUCUACAAUGACGCCAUCAAGGAAGGAAAUUUGUCAACUGUGCGCUGCUUGGCCCCCAACUGCGCCAAAGAACGCUCUACGGCCGCCAAUGCUGCAGGUGAAAAGGGGCGCAAGCCCAAGGUCUUCAUCAGCCCUAGCGAACUGCUGCAGAUUGGGCUCUCUGAAGACAUGGUCAAGCGCUAUGUUGAUCUCAAGUACAAGACGGAGCUCGAAUCAGACAAGAACACGAUAUACUGCCCUCGACAGUGGUGCAAUGGAGCUGCUCGCUCCAAGAAGCACAAGAAACCCUUGGGUCUCAAUUUCGGCGAGACUUCCGACGCCGAGUCUGACGAGGAUGAGAAAGGCGACAAGGGCAAGAAAGGGGCGGAUAAGUUCAACCCUGGGGACCUGCUGUCUGUCUGCGAGGAUUGCGGAUUCGCCUUCUGCAGCCGAUGCUUUCAAUCAUGGCACGGAGAGUUUGUCCUUUGCGCCCCCAGGCGAAAAGACGGCGAGCUCACUGAGGAAGAGAAGGCGUCUCUCGAAUAUCUCAAACUCCACACGAGCCCCUGCCCAACCUGCAACGCUCCCGCGCAGAAGACUCAUGGCUGUAACCAUAUGAUCUGCUCGCGAUGCGAUACCCACUUCUGUUAUCUGUGUUCCUCCUGGCUGGAUCCAGGAAAUCCGUACCGCCACUACAACCAACAGGAGAAUGGAAAGGUAACCUCAUGCUACAUGCGCCUGUGGGAGCUGGAAGGUGGAGAUGGCGACGAC